Eurytemora carolleeae is the source of this 4139-nucleotide messenger RNA. RefSeq lists its product as uncharacterized. NCBI's taxonomy places the organism in Eukaryota, Metazoa, Arthropoda, Copepoda, Calanoida, Temoridae. The coding region runs from base 908 to 4039 and encodes 1043 amino acids. The record is from RefSeq and is a predicted model, not a curated record. The transcript has 11 exons.
AGCUAAACCGUAAAAACGGGGGGUUCUAGGAAUCUUCAUUGUAUUUCCCUUAUCCAGGAGACGUUUAAAGAGUUUGGUUGAAUUUCUGACGAAGGAGGUUACCCAUGUUAUAAGUGAGGGUCCAGAAUGGAAGUUCCUCCUGGUUUCAAAUGGAACUAGUUGUGGUCCCCCUUCUCCCUGGACUCCUGGAGCUACUCCUUCCCCAUCUGCAUCUUGGGAUGGUGAUAAGAGUAAGAAAGUAAAAUCUCGCGCUGAUCAUAUGCUAAACGCAACCAGAACUCCUGAGAGAUCUGCAGGAUGUAGUGACGUUCUAGAGAUUGCAAAGAAGUUCAAGUGUCAUAUUUGGUCACUUAACAAAACUCUAGCUUGGCUCACCAAGUUUAAAUCCAAGUACGGAAAUAUUCACUCAGGACAAAAACCGAGUCAGGUUAAACACAAGGAAAGAGAUCUCAGAGAUCCUUUCCUCAAGCUAGACAGUUCUAUUAGAUACGCUAGACCUUCUUUCUCGGAGUUUAAAACCUGGCCGAGAAUAAGUUUAGACGGUUGGGCAGGCUCGUCACCGUUUAGUGAACAACGAAAGAAACAGAAAAAGAAAAGUUUCCCCGGUCGUUUUGAGCCAAACCGUCAGAAGGAAGAGGAUCCUAGUCUACGUAAGAAAGAGUGUUCGAAGAAAAAAGACGGAGGUUUUUGUGAAAUCUGCAAUAAAUCAUUCAGUGCACUAGAUUCGCAUCUGAGGGGAGAGUUGCACACGAAGUUUGUUCAGGAUAUUAAUAAUUGGAUGGAAGUUGACUGCAAGGUGGAUACAACCCAACCUUCAGCACGCAGUAUACUAUUCUGAUCCUAGAGCGCUCACUCAUGUUCUUCAAACCUUGGUUGUUAUGAAAUCAAAACUUGAAUUGUGUGUAAGAUGCCAACCAGAACUGAAUUGAUUAUUUCGAUUGGGGAAGUUUUGGAAUGUCUCCCGCCUGGCAAAGCUUAUCGUAGAAAAAGAUAUAAUUCCUUUGAUGCGAACAAAGCCCUGGAGUCGGGUAACGAGGAGAACGUGGCGCCCCUGGCUGAAACAGGUCCCAGAUGUGACCUUAGCGAAAUAGGGAUGAAGUCGAGAGAAAAUGGAAUUCUUGAAACUGAAGCAGAACCACAGGUUUUGACGAUCCGUCGGAAAACCCGAGGGUCCGAGGAUGAAUCAAGGAAGGAUUCAACGGACCCCGUAGACGAGGAUGAUGAAGUUUCAUUUAAUCCGGACACAGUGAACACUUUAGUGGAGAAUGGGAUUACAAAUGGUGAUGAAUCGACUGGUAAAUCAAAGAGUAAACGUAAAUCCUCUGCGGAAAAGUUCUUAGAAGACAAUGCUAGUUAUUUCCAAUUAGAAGUUUUAUCUUCGAAAACUAGGUCGAGCAAAACUUUUGAAAUAAAUGGUGAGACGAGUGAAAAGGAACCUGUAGGAUUCCAUAAUUCAUUUCUAGACUUUCUUAAGUCGAAAGGAGUAGAAGGGAAAGAUGAGGAACCCGGAGAACGAUCAAGAUCACGUCACAAGUCCGGGCCGUCGGGAGGAAUACAGCGGAAAUCUCGACCACGGACCUCGAGCUGUCGGCAUAGUCCUGUUAGAUCAGAUAGUGAGGAUAGUGUUCGAGCACCCCGCUCUAGAUCCCAGUAUAGUAAAGUGAGAUCAAGAACUAAACGAUCAAGGUCACGUGAUUAUUCUCCCAGUGAAUCCGAACCUGAAGUAUCCAACGGUAAACUGGUCUUGAGUAGAAUUAGGAAGAAAGAAAAAACUCCCUCGAAAUGCAUUGAUUCCAGUGAUGACGAAAGUGAGGGUAGCUACACUAAAUCCACGAGAUCAAGAACCAAGACGGAUUCCGUUUGUUCUCCGUCUCCUGGGAAGAAAUCUCGAAGAUCCGAGUUAGAUAAACUCCUUGAAGCUGUUGAUACUUCCUUUCAUUUUGAAACAGCAGCUGCUGCUGCUAAACGUAUUAGUGGAUCUCAAGAACUUGGCCCUCUAGAGAUUGACGUAUCUGAUUCAAAUAUUGAAAGCGGAGACGAGAAAGAAUCAGUUUCUAAAAAUAAGAAAAGGAAACAUAGCGAGAGCGACACAGAACCUGAAGGAAAGCGUAAAAAGAAGAAGAAUGGAAGUGGAGAUCUACUGAAAACCUUCAGUCCUCGUUUGAACAAAAAAUCUCCCAAAGUCAACAAAGAUUCAGACCAUGAGAUUGAAGAGACGGGAGAGGUUUGGAAUGGAUGGGAGACAUUAAAUCAAACCUUAGCAGCCACUGAUUCUCUACCAGUAGAGGCGGAUAAACUUCAUUUCUCUUUUGAAGCCACCCCUUUCCACGAGUCUUGGUUCCAGACAUAUAGCCGGCAGGACCGCGGUGAAGAUGUUGUAUUUUAUCCGGAAUCUAAAAGUUUUCCAUUUAUGCUUCCAUACGAGCUUCCUUAUUCAACCUUCAUGCCGUACAAGCCGGAGGGUAAACAAGACGAGAACUUGAAGAAGAAAGGUGUAAAAAAGAAUCUUCUCGGAGACUCGGAGGAUACUCUGCCAUUGAAGAAGAAGAAGAAAAAAGUUUCUGAAUGUGAAAGUACUGACAGUGAGAACAACAAGAAAGGAAAGAGUAAACUGGGUCCGAAGGCUGAUCAUCUCCUGGAUCUUCAUCCGAGAAUUAGUCCGAGGUGUCACGCUUCGACAAAGGUGAUAUCAGGGGCAAUCCUUCACGAAGGUCCCCAUCUUACAGACGAGGAGCUUGCGGAAGCUCUUCUUAUUCAGGAUGAGAGGGACUUCCACUUCCCCAGCUUUGUACCCUUCCUUAAUCAUGAUGAAACCUCGAACGAUUCUCUUGCCUCUGCCAAACAUUUUAAGCGUGAGAAUAUCGCCGACUUUGUCCAAAUAGCGUCCAGUAUGGAUCGGUAUCUUAGAAACACGGAGACACUGACCGAGGUUGAUCUUUCUGCUGUUGCCACGCCUUCUAAGUUAAGCCAAGAGAAAGGGUCUGACAAGGUUACAGUUCCAACUCGGAGUAGGAUAUCGUCAGAGGAACUUCUUAAAACUAUGAAGGACAAACCUAAGAAGAAGAAGGAUAAGUUGUUAAAUGGAAAUGUUGUUCUUGACCAAGUUGUAGCGGACCAUGUCGAUGCAAUACUGCUCGACUGUUUAGAGGAAGAGCUUCCUACAAUUCCUUUCGAGUCCGAGGAGAGAGAAACCAUCUCACUGUUGGACUCCUAUCAGUCCUGUAACUCAAUGAAUGUUUGCAAUUCUCGAUGGCUCCGCCCCUCCCGACCAUCCGUCCUUGGUAACCAGAAAGAUGGUUCUACUUCUCUUCCUAGAAAAUCUGUUUUCCCUUUCAAACCUAAACGCCUAGUGAUAUAUAAAGAAGACCUACCAGGGUUUAAAUUUGAUAAUGAUAUUGAAACUGAGAAGCUUCCUGUAAGUAAAAGAUUCCUUGCCAAGUCCGCACAACAGGAAGAGGCAGACUCAGGAGAAGAGAAGGAGGACGAAGAUGAAAGUAAAACUGUUAAAAAGGAGAAAAAGGUUGUUAAGAAAUCAAUAAAGAAAGAGGUGUUUAUAUCCCGGAAAGAGAAAUUAAAGGUUGAACCUAAAGAGGAGAAGGAUGAAGAUGAUGUAUCUCUGCCAGAUUCUUCAGCUGAACCUUCUCCAAGGGCUAAAACGAAAAGUAAACCAAAUAAAACCGGAUUAACUGUCACUAAAAACAAAACAAAACUAAAACCGGAUGCUGUUGUGACGAAGAAAACUAAAAAGGUUUCAACUGAGAAGAAAAGUCCAAAUGAGAAGAAGACUGAGAAAAAAGUAAAAGAAUCUGUUCAGCCAAAGACGGAUAAGUUGAUGACCAAAAAGAAAUCAGGUUCCCCUCGCUCCUCCAGUUCAAGGCAAGUGGAGGGAAGAAGAACUGCUUUGCAAGCCAAAAAUUACAGCGAAAUUGAAUCAGAUACGGAGAGCUUGUUUGAGAGUAAAGUUCCAUACAGAAGUCCUCACAUGAAACUGCUAAAGCAGAAACCAAUAUCAUCCAAAUCUAAAACAAGAACGAAAUGAAUUUAUAUUAAGUCCAUUUGUCAUACGUAACUUAAUUAUGGUAACAUAUAUUUGUCCCACUGUUGAUAAAUGAGAUAUAAAUGUACUUAAACUUUGGGAA